AUGGGUUCUAGCAUUUGCUCGAAAUUUCGAAAGUGGAGGAAAAAUCUUGGGUCGAAAAAAGGAAAAGAUCAGGAGGAGAAUACCAUUUUGACAGUUAACGCAGAAACUACUACAGAUGAAAAACUUGCACCUAACAAAUUGAGGGAGAUAAUUCGUCAAGAAGACGAUGAAUUAAAAGUCGUCCCGUAUACUACAGCAGAGUUAGAGGAGUUGGUAGUUGAUCUCGAAAAACAGCUUCAAGAACUUUGGUGCAACAAACCCGAAAGAGAAAAACUUUUUUUAGACUUGGGACAUGCGUACUACAAAUUAUGCAAGUUUGAAACAGCAAAAUAUUACUACGAGCAGUAUUUUAAUCUUGUGAAACGCAAAGGCUCUUUAAUUCAUUUACAAAGAGCUUACUGUAAUCUGGGAUGCGUUUACAGAAGACUUGGGAAUUUUGACAAAGCGGCGGAGUUUUUAGAGAGUGGUUUAGCUAUCGCUGAGGAGCUUCAAGACUUAAGAGCCCAAGGAAGGUUUUAUAAUAACCUUGGAAAUGUCUGCGAGAUGCAGAAGGAUUUUGAAAGCGCCAUAUACUAUCACUCAAAAAGACGGAAGAUGGCUGAGGUAUUGAAAGAUGGGGACAGCGAAGCGAAAGCCAGUGCAAGUAUUGCUAACGCCUAUCACUGUAUGGGGAAUUUAAGGAAAAGCAUUGCAUACUAUGAAAGAGUUAUUCUUUGGUUAAAAAGGAAGCUAGGUAAGGAAAAAAAAGUCUAACGGAGUAGCAGAUUGCCAUGACGACCCGAAAUAAGCAGCAGUGCUUAUUUAACAUGUUGAACAAGGAAUUUGAACCGAGAAGCAACGUUCAGUUUUUUAAAAGAUUUUCUCGCUGGUGAAACGAUAGCAUUUAUUUGUGUUUUUAAAAUUACGUUCUGUUAAGGAGUGUAUUAGUGCGAAUUGAGCCGACAGAAAACCCUCCCAACAUUUUUACAAUUUAUUGCUUUGAAAAUUGACAGAAUUUUAAGAAUUUAUCAAACCUAAAGUGUCAAGUUUGUAAACUGCUUUAGCGUGAACGAACACAUAACAACUAAGUGCAACAUCGAACUCAUAUUUUUGAACGUUUUCACUUCACAUUAAGCUUCACUAAGACCUCCAUAUCGUAUUUACAAAACGCACAGUUUGCCACGUAAACAAAGAAAGGAGGGCUUGUGCUUCCUAGCAUAUCUUCUCGUGCGCUUGACCUAAUUUCAAAGACUAAUCUUCGGGUUACGAUUAGUUCAAUCCAUCAGUCUGUUUUUCUCACGACGAAAUGUACUUGGCCAAACUAUGCAGCAUCAUGUAAUAAAAACCUAAGUUUGAAUUGUCUGUUCUGUACUAUUGAUCAUGAAAACCGCUAUUAACGACCAAAAUGGAUAUUUUUCACUCAAAAUAAAUAUUUAAUUUAUUUGCAGCUUAUCAAGAAAAGCAGAAAAGCAGAUUGAGCUUGUUAUCGCAGAUAUCCACGGAAGAUGAAGAGUGGGUAUAGAACCUGGUGCCAGAACAUCCAACACCUAUCGUACGCAGCUCAACACCAUCAACUGAAACUAAGCAUUUUAAUCUUGACUUCUGAUUACAAUAUCAGAGUACCUGGUUGCAUAAUACACAGAGC
Messenger RNA from Porites evermanni, 1624 nucleotides. Lineage: Eukaryota; Metazoa; Cnidaria; Anthozoa; Scleractinia; Poritidae. The record is from the annotation of a GenBank genome assembly.